UCUAUCCACUCUACAAAGGCACCCAAUAACAGCUCCUAAUAAUAGAAAUCAUUCAGGAUAGGAGAACUCCUAUUCAUAAUAGAAUUCAUACUCCUACUCUUCCUCCUCCUACUGAUAAUACAAGAAUUCAUACUCAUAAUCCCUUUUGCGGUCUGGCAGAGACCUCCCGGCCAAGAGGGAAUUCGCCCUCGCAUCACAAAGACCACUCCUUUUCCCUCCUACACUACGAAUUUCAGAGGAGGAAUUAUCUCUCCCUCUGAUUAAUCGAAUCAACAAUGGACCAGAAACCCCCGAUCGAUCCUUCAAAAACCGAGAAAGCCCUAAUGAACGGCUCUCACUCUCCGAGCUUUCUCUUUCACAACAACGGAUUUGGUUCGGUUUACGAUUUAUCGGAUAUAGAGAUGAUAACGAUACAGACGAUGACGUACACGAGUCUCAAGGACCUGUUACCGGCUUCUCCACCUGCGAUCACUUCCCCGACGGCGUAUAACUCAAGCUGGCACGAGAUACCGAUCAAGAAUCCGCUUCUGAAGCACGCUGCCUGGGCUUAUCUACAGCCGAUGUCGACUGCGACAGAGACGGAGGAGAGAGGUUUUUGGGGGAAAUUGAAGGAGAAGUGUUGUGGUGAAUGUGGGUGUGUGGGAUGGUUAAAAGACGUCAUUUUGAAGGUGUUUAGGGAAGUGUUCUGGGAGAGAGGAGGAGAGAUUGAAGAAGAAGAAGAAGAAGAAGACGACGACGACGACGACCACGAAAAGGUUGACUGAGGGAUGGAAUAGAAGGCUGGGAUUGUAAUCUCCACAAGAGCAGCAUCCGUCCUUGAAGUGGUGAAAGAUUUUAGAAUCUCCCAGUAUUAUCUCUCUUCUGGUAAACAUUGAAAUCUUCUUAGCAGCUGUGUGGCAAUCUUCACAUAAUCUCACGUUUUUUC
Molecule: messenger RNA, 925 nt
Organism: Tripterygium wilfordii
Lineage: Eukaryota; Viridiplantae; Streptophyta; Magnoliopsida; Celastrales; Celastraceae
Exons: 2
Coding region: 276-764 (162 amino acids)
Source: RefSeq, a predicted model, not a curated record